AUGACGACAGAAAUCCGAAAAUCCGUUAGUCGGACUAGAAUCGUGUUAUCGCAGGUUAUAGCAUGCCUUGCUCUGAACGUCCUUUUAAUUGGUCUUGGGAUGUCUAUAAGUUUCGUUACGAUGGUCAUCCCUGAUGUAUUGGAUGCUAAAGAAGGGUUGUCUCUUAACAAAAAGCAAGCAUCUUGGUUUGGUAGUAUGGCUUUUCUCUGCCAACCUCUUGGCAGUGUAUUCUCUGGGCCGUUGCUGGAUUAUUUUGGACGACGAAAAGCCCUAUUCCUCGUUAACAUACCACAUUUGAUUGCUUGGCUUCUGAUGUACUUCGCCUGGGAUGUGCCUUCUUUAUUUCUUGCCAAUGCACUUUUGGGUAUCGGAACUGGCAUUAUGGAAGCACCAUCUGUUACUUAUGUAGGAGAAGUUACAGAUCCACAAAUCCGAGGCACGCUUACAACUCUUACCAAUAGUUUUACCUCGACGGGUAUGUUCAUCGCGUAUCUUCUGGGUACGGUGGUUUCCUGGCGACAUGCAGCACUUCUCUCGCUCAUUAUACCACUUAGUACGAUGAUCCUAGUGUUGUUUGUGCCAGAAACUCCAAUAUGGUUAUUGUCAAAGGGCCGCCAAAAAGAUGCGCUAACUUCACUAUGCAAAUUGCGAGGUUGGGCCGAGCCUGAGGAUGUGCAAAAAGAAUUCAACGAUCUUCUGCAAUAUAACGAUAGUAUAACAGAAUGUAUUGUUUGCAAAGAAGCGAAAGAUCGAUGCGAGCAUUCUAAAUAUAGUAUAAUUAAAAAAAUAUACUUUAAAUUUAAAUACGUUUUCUUUGUGAAGGAAACUUUGAGGCCAUUUAAGUUAGUUAUGGCCUACUUCUUUUUCCAUACAAUGAGUGGUCUCUUACCGGUUAGACCCAACAUGGUGAAUGUUUGUAGAGCAUUAGGAAUGAAGUUUGACCCUAAAGCAGUAGUGGUAAUAGUCGGUGUUGUAUAUAUAAUAAUGAACCUUCUAUCGGCUGUCAUAGUUAAAACAAUUGGAAAAAGAAAACUUAUUCUAUCUUCUUUAUUAGCGACCGCGUGUUCUAGCCUUGCUCUGUCGAUAUAUUCUAAAAUCAAAUUGUCUGUUGAUGUUUUUUCGUAUGAAGUCAACACUUUUCCGGAACAAAAGGAAAUAGUACCGGUAGUGUUAUUUAUGACGCUUGUGUCAUUCACUAGUUUGGGCAUACCUUGGAUUUUGUUAUCAGAAAUGUUUCCGUUCAGGAGUCGCGGCAUGGCGACUGGCUUGGCCGCCGCUCUUGGAUACGUCAUGUUCUUUUUAGCAUCAAAAACAAAUUACAACCUCGAAAGCACGUUCCACAUGUCUGGGACAUUCAUGUUUUAUUCUAUCAUCGGUUUAAUUGGUACUAUCUAUUUAUAUUUCUUUUUACCGGAGACUGAAAGAAAGACUUUAGUGGAAAUAGAAGGCUUUUAUAAAGGAAAUAAAAAGAUAUUCGCAGAUGAUUUCUUUAUAAAUUCAUUUAGGAAAAAGAAGAAUAACGACUCUAAUAAGCCAAUGCUAGUCAACUGUAGU
Brenthis ino (lesser marbled fritillary) is the source of this 1554-nucleotide messenger RNA. NCBI's taxonomy places the organism in Eukaryota, Metazoa, Arthropoda, Insecta, Lepidoptera, Nymphalidae. The record is from the annotation of a GenBank genome assembly.